GCUCUCUAGUUGCCCUCCCCUCCCUCCGUCCACCUCCCUCCUCUCAGCCAGACAUGUGCACUCAGCAGACGGCUUCAGCUCUCCAACAACCGAUGAUCGGUCAGCUGCUGCUUCUCCCUUCCCCUCCUGACCGUUCUCCUUCUUCCGUUUCUUCCCCACAACCGCCUCUAUUCAUCCCCUCCGUACUGUUCCCCUCUUCCUUUCCUCUGCCCCGUCAUUCUGCCCUGCACUUUUCUCUCGGGGAGGAUUUAGAGGCUUUUGUAAUCUCUGGCCGAGAGUCGCCGCUGCAGCUGGAAAAGCAACAGAAGAGGAGCUGGUGGAAGCCCUGGGAUAGCAGGAGGAAGAAGGAAUACCUCUGAGGGAAGAAAAGCUGCAGAGGAGAUCUGGAGCUGAGGCUGCAGGACCAUGCCGGGCUGUCUGCUGCUGCUGUCCCUACUGGUCCUGUCCACAGGAAGUGAUGCCAGAAGAAUCAGGAAGAGAGGACUCAACCAUAAGGACUACGAGUAUCCAAACCACCCCCAGUCCACGCAGCACCAAAAGAACGACCGGUGUCCACCUCCGCCCCAGAUGCUGCCGGAGCGAGCCUGCGACGUGCCGGGCUGCCGCUCAGAUUCAGAGUGUGAACGCCACAAACGCUGCUGCUACAACGGCUGCAUCUACGCCUGUCUGGAGUCUGUUCAGCCGCCACCAGUGCUGGACUGGCUGGUGCAGCCGAAGCCUCGGUGGUUGGGGGGCAACGGCUGGCUGUUAGACGGUCCUGAGGAGGUCCUGCAAGCUGAGGCCUGCAGUACGACAGAGGAUGGAGAUGAGCCUCUUCACUGUCCUACCGGCUACGAAUGUCACAUCAUCAACCCAGGAAACCCUGCUGCUGGUAUCCCGAACCGAGGGCAGUGCAUCAAGCAGCGUGGAAACUCUGAUGGACGUGGCUUGAGGCACAAAUACUUUAAGGACUACAAGGACUACUUGGGUAAGUAGUGUACUGGCUCCAACAAUGCAGUAGGCUACGAAAAACAUCAUCACAAGCACCUGGGAUGAAGUAUGUUUUCAGCCACGUGUUCACAAUCAUCUCCGUCGGGAUUUUCCUUCAGACGAAGCUUGAUGUUUUUUAUUGUCUCCUCUCAGAUCAUUAGACCUCAGCCUUAUCUACGACCACAGCUCAACCUCAGACAUCAGCCCAGUCCUGUCUGAGCUGCUCACACCUUAACCAGGACCACAUCUAACCAUUUUAACUGCAUCUACAGCUGCUACCUCCUCGUCCUGCAGUCUUUUCUUCAGUCUGAUGCACCUACAGCCAAAGAAAUCACUGCUUUAUUUUCUCUGUCUGUGAAAGGAAGAGAGCAGGGCGUGCACCAAAGCUGUUUGUCUGAAAAUCUCAAAGGAAAUAAGGAGCCUGUGCCAUUUUUCAUUUCUUUCCAGGCCUCUCUGGUUGUUAUUCUCACACACAGAUGUGCUCUCCAACCUUCAGGCUGGUCAGCAGAGAAAAUCAAGACCAUGUGGCCCUUUAACUGAUCCUCAGAAUCCUCCUGAAAUCUGUAAAGUUUUAUGGGGAAAGACAAAUAAAGUUCAGGUGUACUCGGCACAUCGUUGAAUCAAACCCAAAUGUGAUUAAAUACCUGAACUAAUAAUUCCAAUUAAAAUAAUUGAUGGCAUGUGAGUGUGUGACAGCUCUGGAGGAUUUAGCACAGAUUGUUUCACCCAACAGAUGGUGACUGUGACUUUAUUGCUCUGUGAAGCGAUAGUAAAAUAAGAUAAAAUAGUUUAUUCCAGAUGCUAAUUCUAGAGACUUCAUCUCUGAAGGAAGAAAGCUUUGAAAAACACAUUUAAAUAAGCCGACAGAAGGCAAGCGUUUGGUACCGAAACAUCAGAUUUAGAGUGAAAAUUAAACUCUGCCUUUAUCAUAUCUGGAUUUAAUUUAUGGAAACAGAUUCUCUGAAGUGAUGCCUUUAACCCUCCUGUUGUCCUCAUUUACAUGCACCAAAAAAUAUUGUUUCUUUGAAAAAAAAUCCAAAAAAUCUGCAAAAAAAUUCCCCAAUUUUCUGAAAAUUUGUAAAACCUUCAGGAAGAAAAUUCCAAUAAUUCUUUAAAAGUUUCCCUUAAAAGUUUUAUUUAAAAAAAAUCCCCAAAUUUGGCAAGAAAAUUAAUAUUUUCAAAAAAAUCCUAAAAAUAUCUAAAGUGAUUCCAUAUACGUCAGUAAAACUUCUAUUUUCUUCAAGAACAUUCAUUUAAAAAAUAAACCAAAAUCCAGUGAAAUUCGCUGGAUUUUGGUUGAUUAUUUUCUGAAUGUUCUUAAACAUUUUUAACAUUUCUUUUUUUUCACCAAAAAAUGUUCAAAGAUUUCCCAAAAUUGUUGAAAAUGUGGACAUCAGAAGUUUCACUGUGAAAAUUUUUUUUUUUUUCCCACAUUUUCAAACUUUAAAACGGGUCAAUUUGACCUGCAGGACGACAGGAGGGUUCAUUUUGGAAGUCAUACAACAAGUACUGACCAGUUAAAUAUGAUCAUUCAUAGUUUUCAUGUGUGUUUUUUAUGUCAUCCGGAGACAAAAUUAGGUUUUGACAAGCAAAAUAAAGUUCAGUGAUCGUCCCUGAUGCAGUACAGACACGCUAACAGAAAGGAACUUUGCACAGCACAGAUUUAUAGAAACGGAUCAUCAUGCUUCAGCGAACUGUUCAGGUUAAAUCAUCUCUGUUCUAAACUCAAAUGGUGCUCCGUUUAAACGCUGCCUCUAACGAUAACAGGACACUAAGCUGGUCAUGUGAUAAGCUGAAGGUGUGAAACGAAAUAAAGUGAUGAAGUGUGAAUGUUGCUGUCCUACUGGUGCUGCCUUGUUUAUUCUAAAUAAACCACAUUAUUGAGUAAAAA
This is a messenger RNA of Amphiprion ocellaris (clown anemonefish), 2860 nucleotides long. It is a transcript of the gene wfdc1, whose product is annotated as WAP four-disulfide core domain 1. Gene Ontology annotation, biological process: regulation of cell growth. Gene Ontology annotation, cellular component: extracellular region. Gene Ontology annotation, molecular function: peptidase inhibitor activity. The transcript has 6 exons. The record is from RefSeq and is a predicted model, not a curated record. NCBI's taxonomy places the organism in Eukaryota, Metazoa, Chordata, Actinopteri, Pomacentridae. Bases 406 to 975 code for a protein of 189 amino acids.